Molecule: messenger RNA, 2111 nt
Organism: Moneuplotes crassus
Lineage: Eukaryota; Ciliophora; Spirotrichea; Euplotida; Euplotidae
Source: the annotation of a GenBank genome assembly
AGUACGGUUAAAUUUACCGGGUUUAAGAGCCCCACUUCGUUGGCAACCAGGAAGUACAGACCUAUGUAUUCCAAGCAGAGGAUGAUCGACCUUGAAUGCUUAGGUGGUUCCUAGAACCCAGCUCAGCCAUCAUAAGGACAAGAAUAAAACUCUGACCAAAGACCUUGUGAUGCAGAAGAGUGCUCCAAAACUGAAGAAGAAGACUGAGCAGGCCAAUGCCAGUGGGAAAACUAGCUUUAGCUCUGUACAUACAGUCGUGAAGAGGUCAAAGCCUGAGAGCAAGCCAAUAGGAAUGUCUAGUCCUCUUAGCUACAGUUCUGAGUUGAACUCAAAGGCUAGUUCGAACAAGCUAGCUACUAAGAAGAUGAAAGUUAUUGACCAAAGAAAGCAAUCAAAGAUGGAAGACCUGAUCAAGGCCUACUUCGAGCACCACUCAAGUGACCUUCGUGAGGAGGUUAAGCAACUCAAGCUGGAGAUGAAAGAAAUGAGGUCGAGGCUUACUAGAUACGAGCAGAUAUUGGUGAAUAAUCCUCCGCCCAGAUCUCCUAACAGAGUGCCCAAAGCCCCUGUUACACACAGGGUACCUCAGAACUGUUCUGCUCCUAAAAGGAUUGCUCAUAUCGAUAUAAGUAGCAGGAACCAGACUAGUGCGUCCAGGAAGCAAGAGGUAAGCGGAACUAGGAAGGUUGAGGCCAAGGCUCAGAAGGAGAACCGGACCCCAAAGACCACGCAUAUGAUCAGCAAGCUAUACCAGAAACAAAAGGGUCGGAACAGAGGCUCUAAGACCUACUUUAGCAUGAAAGAUGAGUCUUCUCAUGAUGAUAAAGCUGAUAUCACGUUUGAUAACGGGAAAGUUGAAGAGAUUGUCCUCCCAGUGUUCACAAGUCACUAUACUUCCAAGGACUUUCAGGCCAAAAAUAAGGUUUUGGAUAAGAUCAAGUAUCCUCAAAGGAAGAAGUUAGACUCAUUGGAGACAAAGCUGAAAAGGAAUAAAAGCUUGACCUCUAACAAGCUAAAAUCUGUACUGCUCAACCUUUUUGAUAAGAAAGAGACUCUGGAAGCUGACAAGAAUGUUAUUGAGGUACCAGGAGCCUCCUCUGGUGUUCAUACUACCAGAACAGACUUAAUGGCAACCUUCAAGUCCCCAGUGUCGAUAGAUGUUGGUUCAAAGAGAUGUACUCCUGUGCGUUCGAAUCUGUCAGUUGAUCAAUCAAUUGAAAAGAGAGGGGCUAUCAAUCAGACAAAGUUGCAUUGUAGAAACAAGAUUGGAUACAAUAUCAACACUCCUCCAAUGACUGAGGUGAGACGAGUGAAGCAACGGGAUUCACUGAAGUCCCAGGCUACCCCCCUUGUGAGCUCUAAAGAAGAGUGCGUUUGUCAGUCUCCUAGGAACUUUAAAGACCCUGAUUCUAAAAGUUGUGGAAACUACUGCAAAUAUCUGUCAUCUGAUGAGCAAAAGGAUGUAAUUUUUAGGAAAUAUCAAGCUGUGUGUGCCCAAGCGAUGUCUGACCAAUUUGAAUAUGCCCUCCCAGCUGAGUGGUGGAGAAUCUGGUGCGACUUUGUCAACAUUGAAUAUAAGACACUCGAGCAACAUUGUAAAGAUGCAAGAGUCCAAGCUGGUAGCUUUAACCAGUGAGAAGGUAAAGCUCCAGGUUCUACUAUAAGAGUCUCUGAAGAAAGCGAUAUGGAUUUCGACUCGAAGAUUUUUGAGCAAGAUAAUAUCAAACCUGAGGAGUCUAUUCAUGUGCUACAAUCUAGAGACUCCAACGUUGGCUUUAAGAAAGACAGAUUCUCUAUUAUUCCAAAUGAUGAUCGGUACAAUGAAAUUUACACAAGGCCAGGAAAGAUCAUCAACAAGGUCUUGAUUGAACGAUCCAAUGCUGAUUGUGGUAAUUCUACAUAUAACUUUUAGACCAAAAGAGAGCAAAUUGAGACUCUAUAGAGUCAAACCCAGGAUCGGAGGAAUCUUACAACUUGAAGAAUCACCUGCAAGAGCUUCAUGACUACAUCCUGGUAUCUCAAGAGAGCUGGAAAAUGUUCAGCUCUUGGUAUGGCUACGACUACGAAAUCAACUAUGGAGAAGGAAGAAUUUGAUAAUCUUUUUAGCUUAA